AUGAAGCAUCAAAUAUUGGCAAGUAACCACAUCGGGUUCGCAUAUCGCCGUUGCGGCGAAGGUGGACUCUGGCAGGGCAGGAAGAUAGGUGAAGAGAGCUCACUGGGCUGGACAAAUUACACUCCAUGUUUUCCAUCAGAGGUCCAGAUUUUGUUCGUUAAGGUCUACGAGCAUGACAACGACGAUCAAGCCAAGCUCAAAUUUGAGAUCGCACAACGAACCCGACAUAUGGAGAUCGUCGGUUUCAGCAUUUCGUUAGUGGCUUUAACAAUUUCUCUCAUUAUAUUUUCACACUACAGGUCUCUUCGCAACAACCGCACACGGAUUCAUAAAAGCUUAUUCAUGGCUAUGGUAGUCCAGGUUCUAAUUCGAUUGACAGUAUACAUAGAUCAAGAGCUCGUCAGAAGCGUAGAAGGAGAUGAAUCAAAUUACGAAAACGCUACACUUCGCGGUAUUGAUAACAUGCCCUACGUUUGCGAAUCGUCAUACGUCAUGUUGGAGUACGCAAUUUCGGUUAUGUUCAUGUGGAUGUUUAUCGAGGGUUUGUACUUACACAACCUGGUGACAGCUAAUGCACUAAGAGAGAGGAUAUCCCAUCUAUUUUACUACGCCACAGGGUGGGGAUUGCCUCUCAUUGUCACAGCUGUAUGGGCCACGAUGACUGCCUUGCAUUAUUCUGAGGAAACAAUCAAAAGUUGCUGGUAUGGUUACAACUUUUCACCCUUGUACUGGAUUGUCCAAGCCCCCCGCCUGGCAGUCAUAAUGAUUAAUAUGGUUUUCCUUUUGAAUAUAAUGCGAGUGUUAAUCGUGAAGUUGCGCAAGAGUCAAAGCAGCGAAGUCGAAAAAGUUAGGAAAGCAGUACGUGCGGCUCUUGUACUACUCCCUCUACUGGGGAUCACCAACAUCCUAAACAUGAUCGAAGCGCCUCUCGACGGAACAGUGUGGGAAUUCGGCUUAUGGAGCUACAGCACCCACUUCCUGCGCUCGUUUCAGGGAUUUUUUAUAGCACUCAUCUAUUGUUUUCUCAACGGUGAGGUUCGUCAGGUAUUAAGGAAACAUUAUGAGAAUUAUAAGGCCAUGCACAUGGGUAAUUGUCGACAUCGCGAAUCCUUCUUUCACUUUUUAUCAAGCAGUGAUAAGUCAUCUCGGGCGCAUCGAGAUGAAUCGAAGGCACCUAUAGCAAUGAAAUAUCUUAAGUGGUUUAAGGGGCCCGCCACUCCGAUAAUCCCUCAAAUAACUGUAACGACUGUCGACGACGGGCCAGAAGCGAAAAUUAAAAUCCCCGAAAUCCCUGACACUGUGACUGAACAACCAAAAAACAACACAGCUGAUCAAAAAAUACAAACUCUGGAGAGCUAUGAGAAUUCUAUAGUUAUCGAAAGUACCGCUACUGCUGAAUUCCACGAUGAACAACCGUCUACUUCGUACCGGUGACCCAGCGAGAGCCUUCCUGGGUUCGGUAGAAGCAUGCGCGUCCUGACCGUGAUCCAUGAAGAAGAAUCGGAAUCGGAGUAAAAGAGGAUUUUUUCUUGUCACGUAUUCGUCUACCUUCGCAUUUCUUAUACGUGCGUGUCUGCCGCAUUUAAGAUUUUAGAAAUUAUUCGAAUAUAAGAUGCAUAUUUACAUCAAAUACUACAAACUUACACGGCUCUUUAUGUUACUGCAAGUACCAACUAUAAUAUAAAAUAGAUUCGCAUGUUGAACAAACUCCGCGUGACAGCAAAAACACUCGAAAGUUUUCAAAACACAAUUUCUAGUCUUACGAAGUGAACUUUGAAUGCAAUUUAAAGAAAACUUGAUAAAUACAAACCUAAGAUAUUUUUAAGAAUAUUUAUAAACGUUAUUUAAAAGGUACAUAAUUUCUAAGAACCCGUUUCCUUUCCAUAUAAAUUAAUUAUAGUGACCCUCUCCACUGAUCCUUUAGGUAUACGAGGAGGGCACAAUAACUUGUGCAAGCACAGGGACUUUCUAAGUUCAAAUCCUGACCCCGGAUCAGCCAGUGCACAUACAGGGUUGUCACAGACCGUUGUCACUGACUUCAUCCGGUUCUCAAUAGGCUAGUGCCUCGGGUGAGCCGCCCCGGCUGCAUGUACAGUACACUCCCUAUUUUCUUACCUAACAGUGUCGACAUAGCAUAAUAAGACAAGUAUGGUAACUCCGCACAAACGUAGCAGUGCGGUUUGCAUGUGUGCGCGCCCGCCGCGCGCCUUGUACGGUCGCACACAUUCGCUUAAUCUCACGAUGCACUUGCGUUACACAACACUGGUCGUCCCAAUGCAACGCGCAUAGAGAUAGGUUUUAACCCGAUAUAUAUCCAUCAAAGGAUAAACAUCCAAUAAAUAUCCGUUUUUAUUGAGAAUUAUAUUUAUCCUAAAACAUGGAUAUUUAUAUUUAGUGCUUUUUUAUAAUAAAAUUCAUUAGAAUUUAUUUUUUAUUAAAUAAUUACGUAGGAUUACAUCUCAUUUUGCCAUUGUUUUAUGCAACAAUACUGUUUUAGUACCUAAGUUUUUCGAGUCGAUAACAU
Messenger RNA from Hyposmocoma kahamanoa, 2524 nucleotides. RefSeq names its product PDF receptor-like (gene NGR-B2). Gene Ontology annotation, molecular function: G protein-coupled peptide receptor activity. Gene Ontology annotation, cellular component: plasma membrane. Lineage: Eukaryota; Metazoa; Arthropoda; Insecta; Lepidoptera; Cosmopterigidae. Bases 1 to 1434 code for a protein of 477 amino acids. The record is from RefSeq and is a predicted model, not a curated record. The transcript has 12 exons. Gene Ontology annotation, biological process: cell surface receptor signaling pathway; adenylate cyclase-modulating G protein-coupled receptor signaling pathway.